UUUGGAGCGCCCGGCUCUUUGCUUGUGUUUUUUACACGAAUUCUUUUCUUUUUUUGUAAAACUUCAUUAUCAUGGCAUCGUGGUUUUCCCAAUUAUCCAGUACUGUAUCAAGUGUAGCUGGUUUGAACACGACGGUGGAAAGCGUCAAGACGGUCGCUGAAACCGCCAAAGAUGGACAGUAUUACGGUAAACUUGAUGACCACGAUCUGGAUUGGACAUUGGCAUCCGGUUCAUCUACCGAGAAUCAAAUCUUUUAUAUUACCACUCCCUCCGGCGGUUUUGCUUUUGUUCAGUUGAUUCACUCUAAUAUCGGUAUCUGGAAUCCCACGAUUUCCUUUACUUGCCGUUUUUACGACCCUUCAAAGAACAUCAAUGUAUUCAAGAACAUCAACAUGUCGAAAUUCGAGCUUUCUACCGACCGUCGUUCCGUGAAAACGGAUAACAUGAACAUUACCUUGCUUCCCGAUCAGCAGACCUUCAAAGUCCAGAUUACCCAUCCCGAACUUGUCGUAUCCCUUGAUUUCACCCGAGUCGACCGUGGCUUCAAAGUAGGCGAAGGUAAAACCUAUUUGGGCGGUGAUAAGGGAUCGGCAGCUGGCUUUGUUUCCCACAAGUUCUGGCCUCGUGCUGUGGCCAAGGGCACGUUUAUCAUUGACAAACAACUCCACGAAAUUGAUGGCGAUGGCAUGUUCAUUCACGCUAUUCAAGGCAUGCAGCCUCAGUUGAUCGCUUCCAACUGGAAUUUCGUCAAUUUCCAAGCCAAGGACGCUGCCCUCUCGAUGAUGCAGUUCCAAACUACCAAACAAUACGGUGCCGUCAAUAUCAAUCAAGGCUCGCUUGUUCUCAAUGGCAAGCUGAUUUGCGUAUCUGUGGAUAAUCACGUUGAACUGUUGGAUCUUCAAAAGGAUACCGACACCGAUUACGAUAUCCCCCAGAGAAUCAAGUUGACUUGGAAGGGCAAAACGAUUGCUGAAGAAGGCAACACCGAAGACACCAAGGAUGUGCAAGUGACCAUGGUUGUUACCGUCAAGAAUCUGAUUGAUAAAAUCGACGUGUUGGCGGAAAUUCCCUGGUUCCUCAAGAAGUUGGUUCAGACCUUUGUGGUAAAACCUUACAUCUAUCAAUGGCUCGAUACGGCUACGGCUGAAAUCAAGGUCGGCGACGAAACCGUCACCGUCGAUGGUCAAUGCUACCAAGAACUUGUAUUUGUGUCUGGCUUCUAGAGGGUCAAUCUGUACACUUUUGCUUUCUUCCCGUCUGCUUGUUUUUCCUCUGAUGAUUUUAUAGUUUUCACUUUUUUUACCAGUUAGUUAGUUAUCUGGUGGAAUCAAGGCACCUGUGUGUUUUUAUGGCGUUUUUCUUUUAUAAUCUGUAAUUCUGUAAAAUACCCCUCUUCGCCAUGUUUUCCACUUUCAAACUUUUUUCCCUCUUUAUAGUUUCUUUUUUUUUUAUACUGUAUCACACUUUAUUCAACCUAGUUAAUGAAAAAUAAAAAGAAUAUCAAUGCUUUUUAGCAAAAAU
Messenger RNA from Radiomyces spectabilis, 1521 nucleotides. Its product is annotated as oxidative stress survival, Svf1-like protein. Bases 72 to 1223 code for a protein of 383 amino acids. Gene Ontology annotation, cellular component: cytoplasm. Lineage: Eukaryota; Fungi; Mucoromycota; Mucoromycetes; Mucorales; Radiomycetaceae. The record is from RefSeq and is a predicted model, not a curated record. Gene Ontology annotation, biological process: response to oxidative stress. The transcript has 3 exons.